CAAGAUGCUAUAAACAAACUUCCAUUGAGACAUCCAAUUGACGUCAAAUUGUAUUGGAGAGCAUCUGAGUUAGGUCAGAAGGUUUUAUAUGAAACAGGUUGCUUCGACGAUGUUUAUGAGAUAACAGGAGAAGUUUCUCAGAAGAUAAGAGACUCACUUGAAUUUCCACGAACUGGACCCAUUGGAUGCGACAAGUUCGACUCAGAUGAAAAAAUAUACUAUGUCGACCUUAACGCUGCGUACAUGAGGUUUGUCCAAUAUAUCCCGACUGGAAUUCCAAACGAAGAUGGUGAGUUCCCAGGAAGGAACUAUACAGUUGGAAAAGUCAUACAACAACUGUAUGAUAUUAGGAAAGCUUCAAACCCCAAACUUGCAAUGACACUCAAAUUGCUUAUGAAUUCGACAUGGGGAUAUUCCAUUAAGAAACCUCAAGCGAUGAAGAGUAAACAUUAUGAGAAGGUCGACAACUUUGUUGAAAGGUUUUCUCCUUUUGUUUUGAAGUACGAAUUCACUCAAGGUCAAAGUGGCUUAGUAACCACAUUAAAACCUAUUGUCGAACAUUGGUCUUACCCUCAGUUCGCAAAGGCAGUCCUUGACAACUACAAUGAGUUCUUCUCCGAAGUCAAAUCCAAAGUGAAGGUUUACUAUGAGAACAUUGACGCACUCAUGACGAACGAAGAAGGAUACAACAAACUCAUUGAAAUGGGAAUGGUCGGUGAAAAGAUGGGUCAAUUCAAAUUGGACAAAAUUUUCACCGAAGUUCAUGUAAUAUCGAAAAGGAAAUAUUGGGGUGUUAAAGAAGAUGGUGAAAUAGUUAAACAUUGCAUGAAAUAA
Trichomonas vaginalis G3 is the source of this 834-nucleotide messenger RNA. Its product is annotated as DNA/RNA polymerases family. NCBI's taxonomy places the organism in Eukaryota, Parabasalia, Trichomonadida, Trichomonadidae. The record is from RefSeq and is a predicted model, not a curated record. The annotation marks the transcript as partial. The transcript has a single exon.